Molecule: messenger RNA, 459 nt
Organism: Monomorium pharaonis (pharaoh ant)
Lineage: Eukaryota; Metazoa; Arthropoda; Insecta; Hymenoptera; Formicidae
Exons: 1
Coding region: 1-459 (152 amino acids)
Source: RefSeq, a predicted model, not a curated record
AUGGAUAAAGUAAAACCAGUCAAAAUACCAAGUUUGAAAAACAAAGAGAAAAGAACACCUAAGAAGGAAGAUUUUAACUAUCGUGAAAUAGUAAAAAGUUUACUAUACCUGUCAACUAAGACUAGAUCAGAUAUAUCUUCUGGAGUUAGUUAUAGUAACAGUUAUAUGGAAAACUAUAAUCAAGAGAAUAUAAAUGAUGUAAAGCAUAUUAUGAAAUAUUUAAAAGGUACACCUGAUCAUGGAAUUCAGUACAACAAGGGUGGAGAUUUAUCAUUUCCUCAAGCUUAUUGUGAUGCUGAUUUUGCAGGCGACGAGCUAACAAGACGCAGCGCAACUGGAUAUAUUAUAUUCUACAAAAACGCCCAAAUAGGUUGGUGUUCGAGAAGACAACCGAAUAUAGCUUUAUCAAGCACUGAAGCGAAAUAUGUAGCAACAGCAAAAUGUUGCAAGAAACUAUAA